AUGAAAGUUUCUUUUGAAGAUCAGGAGCUAGCCGUCGAGAUACCGACGGAUAUUCUUGACAAGUACCACGACGAAUAUCAAGCCCGUCAAAACAAGUAUUUCGGUUGUGCAAAGUACGAACGGGCCGCUAGGAUUGCGCAACGGUUUCUGAAGCGCCAUUUGCGAGCGUUGACCAGGUUCAAUGAUGAAGAAGCCCUGUUGCAAGACAGAAUGGAAGCCCUUUUGGAUGUGCAAAACAUUGAGCUCGAGACCGUGCAAGGAUACAAAGUUGAACGUUUGGCAGAGUUGGAUCAGGAAUGGAAGAGGAACUGA
Messenger RNA from Seminavis robusta, 312 nucleotides. The record is from the annotation of a GenBank genome assembly. NCBI's taxonomy places the organism in Eukaryota, Bacillariophyta, Bacillariophyceae, Naviculales, Naviculaceae.